This is a messenger RNA of Gongylonema pulchrum, 483 nucleotides long. The record is from the annotation of a GenBank genome assembly. NCBI's taxonomy places the organism in Eukaryota, Metazoa, Nematoda, Chromadorea, Rhabditida, Gongylonematidae.
AUGGCUGUUCAAACACUGGACCAGUGCGAUCGGACGAAACCCAGAUUUCACGCAUUUUUGAAGGCCGCAGAAAGUCGCACUGAAUGUCAACGGAAUCAUUUAAGAGAUUUACUGGUACGACCCGUACAGCGAUUGCCAUCCGUUAUCUUGCUUUUGAAAGCCCUUCAAAAGAAAACGGAUCGUAGCAAUCCGGAUAACAGCUAUUUGGUUAAAGCGAUGAGAGCUUUGGAAACAGCACUUGCCAUAGCAAACGAGUCUCGCAGACAGACUGAUUCAUAUGCAAAAAUUUUCAAAUUGUCCAGCGAAAUUGAGCGAUGCCCAGCAGAUAUUCUGUCUAGUGCACGGACACUGAAAGCAGAAUUGCAUGUAUUAUCGUUGGGCGGUGAGGACGAAUGGAUUAAAACGCGGGACAGACGAAUGGCUAUUUUUCUUUUCAACGAUUUAAUGGAAAUUGUUAAGAUUGUAUUAACAUUUUUUGAUUAG